AUGAGACACUUCAACGCAGAGAAGCGUUUGAUGUCGAUAAAGCGUAUCAGCCCUUCUCACCAUUAUGUUAUAUCACAAUACGCUCUUGCGCUGAGGACCAACAGCGACUUGAAAGAUCUGAUUCUCCUUGCUCCUCAGGCACCACCCAAGUACGCCUUCGAGUACGCCGUCAACGAUCCUCACGCCGGGAACCGCUUCGGCCACUCAGAAGCUCGGGACGGCUACAAGACCAGCGGCGAGUACUUCGUCCACCUCCCCGACGGCCGCGUCCAGACAGUCACUUACCACGCCGACGAGACUGGCUACUACCCCACAGUGCACUACAAGGGCGCUGCUGUAUACCCAAUCGCCCCUGCUUACCACGCGCCGGUCCCCACCUACCACGCGCCGGUCCCCACUUACCACGCACCAGUCUCUGGCCACCAUUAGACAAGCUUUUCCGAGUGUCAUCAUUCGAAUGAACAGCGGAAAAACAGCCGCAAAUGGUACAUGAUAAUAUAAAAAAACGAACUGCUGUUAGUAACUACGGUAGUCAAGAUUUUCCUUCAACUUUGUGCAAUUACCCCCGAUUUUCGGAGAACAAACAGGUUGUAAUAAGCAUACAACAGGUAGACCAUUUGGAUAAAUAGAACGAAAAUAAAAAUCAGAAUCGAAUGUA
Messenger RNA from Penaeus vannamei (Pacific white shrimp), 658 nucleotides. NCBI's taxonomy places the organism in Eukaryota, Metazoa, Arthropoda, Malacostraca, Decapoda, Penaeidae. The record is from RefSeq and is a predicted model, not a curated record.